Messenger RNA from Sardina pilchardus (European sardine), 2874 nucleotides. RefSeq lists its product as uncharacterized. Bases 1 to 2874 code for a protein of 957 amino acids. The record is from RefSeq and is a predicted model, not a curated record. Gene Ontology annotation, biological process: DNA integration. Gene Ontology annotation, molecular function: nucleic acid binding. The transcript is spliced from 2 exons. Lineage: Eukaryota; Metazoa; Chordata; Actinopteri; Clupeiformes; Clupeidae.
AUGGAUAGUAUCAGGUACAAAGGGCAGGGGCCGAGACCUCAGAGAGGCAAAGGAACAUUUUCCAAAGGAGAGAAGCCAUCUCAGUACAAGCGAGACAGCCCCUGUGCAGAGAGAGAGUGCAAGUGGUGUGGCGGAACACAGCACCACCAAUGGAAAGACUGUCCAGCAAGGGAUGCAAGCUGCAGGAAAUGUGAAAAAAAGGGCCACUAUGCUGCGGUUUGCCGGUCCGCGAGAGCAGUCCACACCGUCACUCAGCAGGGAUGGCAAGAAAAUGAGGAGGAGUAUGAGUUCCUCGGGUCAGUGACAGUCAGCACACGCUCAUUGACAGAGUGGACAGAACCACUGUCCUUUAACGGAGAAUCUGUCACCUUCAAACUGGACACUGGCGCGGCAGUGACGGCCAUUCCAACAGAGGUUUUCAAGGCAGAGCGCGACGGACCUCUCACAAAACCCCGCAAAGUCCUCUAUGGUCCGGGAAACAACGUUCUGGAGGUCCUAGGCUGCUUUAAGAGCAAGCUGUCAGCAAAAGGUCACAGUGCAACACAGGAGGUGUUUGUGGUGACAGGACUUUCAAAACCUUUACUCGGCUUACCUGCAAUAGAAGCCUUGCACCUGAUACAGAGAAUAGAGGAAGUGAGAGAUGCUCAAGAGGACUUUAAAGCUGCAUAUCCGACAGUGUUCAGCGGCUUGGGACGUCUCAAGGAGAACUACACAAUCGAGCUGGAGAGGGACGCCACUCCAUACGCCCUCUCUACGCCACGACGAGUUCCAAUCCCUCUACGAGGUGAAGUCCGUGAGGAGCUUGACCGCAUGGAAGCGAUGGGAGUCAUCUCGAAAGUCACACAGCCUACAGACUGGUGUGCGGGAAUGGUCGUAGUCCCAAAAGCAAACGGGAAAAUACGGAUCUGUGUUGAUCUCACCCACCUCAACACAUGGGUGAAACGAGAGCGACACAUUCUACCAUCCGUUGAUCAGACUCUGGCACAACUGUCUGGAGCAAAGGUCUUUUCAAAGCUUGACGCACGAUCUGGAUUCUGGCAGAUACCUCUGGCCAGGGAGUCAGCACUGUUGACGACAUUCAUAACUCCGUACGGCAGGUACUGCUUUAACAGGCUUCCUUUCGGGAUUUCGUCAGCUCCCGAGCAUUUCCAGCGCCGGAUGUCUCAGAUGUUGGAGUCGCUGGACGGCGUGCUCUGCCAUGCUGACGACAUCCUGAUUUUUGGAAAACACAAAGAAGAACACAACACACGCUUACAUCAGGUACUACAAAAACUACAAGAGGAAGGGCUGACGCUCAAUGAGAAGUGCGAGUUUGGCCGAGACACCAUGAUCUUCGUUGGCCACAAAGUCACAGCUAGGGGGAUUGAGCCGGACCCCGGAAAAGUUAAAGCCAUUAUGGAAAUGCCCGAGCCCCAGAACGUAGCUGACGUCCGCAGGCUGCUGGGGAUGGCUAACUACUUGACUAAAUUCAUUCCUCAACUCGCAACAAUCACCACACCACUAAAAGAACUUCUCAGCGACAGAAACGAGUGGUGUUGGGGAACAAGUCAAAUCGAGGCUUUCAAAAACUUGAAGCUGGCUUUGAGCUCUCCACAAGUCUUGGCACAGUACUCGCCAACAGCAGAGACGAGAGUUGCAGCCGAUGCAUCUUCUUAUGGCAUCGGAGCUGUUCUCACACAGAAACAAGCAGACGAGAAAUGGAGACCCAUAACAUACAUCUCUAGGAGCUUAACCGAAACAGAAAAACGGUAUGCUCAAAUAGAAAAAGAGGCCUUAGCCGCCACAUGGGCUUGUGAGCGCCUCUACUCUUAUCUCCUGGGGUUACGGUUCACGCUUAUAACUGACCACAAACCCUUACUACCGCUGCUUGGUUCCAGAGGCCUUGAUGAACUUCCACCGCGGAUACUACGGUUCCGCCUGAGACUGCUAAGAUUCACCUACGAGAUCCUGCACGUCCCUGGGAAGUCUCUUAUUACGGCCGACACACUCUCACGAGCACCGAUCAACGACACACCUACAGCCACAGAACGUCAGCUUGAGAAGGAUGUUCAGGUCUUCGUGGACGCCGUGCGUGCUGCGCUGCCAGCAUCAGAGCCACGCCUACAGCAGAUCAGCGAAGCCCAGCGUGCAGACAAAGCUUGUAGACGCGUGGCCCGGUACUGUCUCCAGGGCUGGCCAGAAAAAAGUGAGCUGGAGCCAGAGACUAAACCCUUCUGGUCCGAGAGAGGAAAUCUUCACCUGGUUGGCAACCUGCUGCUGAAAGACCACAGGUUAGUGAUACCUUCAGCUCUUCAGAAAGAAACCCUGCAGCAGCUCCACCAAGGUCACCAGGGCAUCACUAAAUGCCGUGCACGCGCCCAGCAGGCAGUGUGGUGGCCAGGACUGUCAAGCCAAAUCAGACACCUGGUCAUGAACUGUGAGCCUUGCCAAAUCCACCAGGCCCCCCACUGUGAGCCUAUGCGGUCUACUCCCACUCCAGAUCGUCCAUGGCAGAGAGUGGGAACAGACCUGUUCACCUGGAAAGGGAACACCUACCUGUUAAUUGUGGACUACUUUUCUCGAUACAUCGAGGUGGCCCGUCUCACAGUCACAUCCUCAGCUGUUGUCAUAGCCGGACUGAAAGAAGUCUUCUCUAGGCAUGGCAUCCCCGACAUCUUGGUGUCCGACAAUGGGCCCCAGUACUCGUCAGAGGCCUUCAAAGACUUUACCGCCGCCUACCAGUUUCAGCAUGUUACCAGCAGUCCCCGCUAUCCUCAGGCUAAUGGGGAAGCUGAACGUGCUCCGUUUAUCCGCCCUCAGAUCCAUGUUGGUGGUGAGGAGCGGCCGGGGAAGAGCGUGAGAGGGGAGCGCAGCGUUUGGGAGUGCGAGGGCUGA